AUGGAAGGUAGCAAGCUAGCGAUACCCCUCUUAGCUCUUCGCCCCUUAGAAGACCGCAGCGCUGCUGCUCGUCAGCCUGAAGCUAUAUUUGCUGCAAGAGAGCAGCAGCAGCAGCAGCAGCAGCAAACGCUGUUGCUGCUGCAGCAGCAGCAAACGCGGAGUCAGGAUUCUGCAGGCUGCACGGCUGCAUCGCCACCGCCGCCUACUGCUGCUGCUGCUGCUGCUGCUGAUAUUACUUCUGGUGUCUGUGCAGCGGGAGGUGCAGACAGCUGCAGCAGAAUAACUAAAGAGAGAGCACCUCUUAGCUUUGCUGCUUCUUCCUUGCAUGCACUGCUGCAGCUGGAGGAUAAUGGGCCUCCGCAAAAGGACAGCAGCAGCAGCACUGGGGGUGCAGCUGCUGCUGCACGCAGCAGCAGCAGCAGCAGCAACAGCAACAGCAGCAGCAGCAGCUCAUUGCUGCUGCAAGACUCCCUUGGUGUUGCUGUGUCUCCUGAAGCAGGUUAUGUCUCUUCUCCUUUUGCUUCUGGUUCGCCCACUGAAGCACCUGAAGGCGUUAUGUUAACCCGCAGCAAACAAAGCCCUGCUGCUGCUGCUGCUGCUGCAGCAGUUCAAAUGUCUCUCUCAACUCCUCUCGAUAGAUUCUUUGAUGCCUUUGAUGGUGCUGGUGUGCCGCUCGUAGCAAGGAUAUGCGAGCAGCAUGCUGCUGCUGCUUCUGCUGCUGCUGCUGCUUCUGCUGCUGCUGCUGCUGACGACGCCGCCUUCCCUCUAAGCAUUCACGAGGGGGCUCUCAAACCCAGCAGCAGCAACAGCAACAGCAGCAGCAGCAGCAGUAGCAGCACGACUACCACCGCCACAACAACAACUGUUGCUGCUGAUGCAGCACCAAGCAGCUGCGCAUUUCCGCUUAAAACAAAUGAUGUAUUUUAUGCGAGAGAAGAAGAAGAGUUGCUGCAGCCUCGGCCUCUUAUAUCUGGGAGCAGCAGCUGCUACAACAGUAACUGCAGCAGCUGCAGCAGCCAGGCGGGGGAUAUCCCUGCUGCAGCAGCAGCAGCAGCAGCAGCAGAACAUGAUGCUGGUUUUGUUGGAGGCCUUAGGGACUCUCCUGAGGUGUCUAGGAAGCUGCAGCAAAUAGACAGCAGCAGCAAUUUUGACGCUGCAGCAGCAGCAACAACUGCAGCACCAUCACCAGCAGCUCCAGCAGCAGCCCCAGCAACCUCCUCCUCCGCAGCAGCAGCAGCAAAUGAAGAUAAUAUGAAUGGAUGUGAAGCAGACAGACUCUUAAUAGACUUUCAGCUGCUGCUUAUUCUUUUGUUUGAUCAAAUUUGCUGCAUCAUCCCCGGCCUUAAGAAGCAAGACAGCGGGGCUUUCUACUCUCUUCACCUGCAGCGGCUUGCUGCAGGUGCUCUUCAUCCUACACUUAUUAAUUAUGCUGAUAUUCUGCUGCCUAUCUGCAGCGCAACUAACUUCUUCUCCGAUCGCAACAGCAGCAGCAGCAGCAGCAGCAACGGUGCUGCGGGAGGGGAAGGGGGUGAUGCUGCUGUUUGUGCAAUGAGCAGCAGCAGCAAACCGGAUCAACAGCAGCAGCAGCAGCAGCAGCAGGAAAGUAUAUUGUUGACAGCCUUACGAUAUCUAGCAAGACACGGCACUGUUGCUGCUGCAGCAAUUGCUGAAGCUGUAUCCAACUGCCCUGCUGCAGUCUUCAUUCAGGUAGUCUCUGCGUUAGAGUGUCUGUACAGCUUACAUCGCGUGCUGUCUCCAUCAAGUGCUGCAGCAGCAGCAGCAACAGCAAAGAUUAAUAAAGAGUUAGAUCCCAAAGCAAUCUGGGGGGAUACGAGUGCUGCUGCUGCUGCAGCAGCUGCAGCUGCAGCAGCAGCAGCAGCAGGGCCCGAACAGCAACACCAGUUGCAGCAGCUGCAGCAGCAGCAGCAGCAAUUAGUAAAGGCUUCGCCAGCAGCAUUUGCUGCUAAAGACUGCUCUUCUUCUUUGUUUGGGUCUGACUGGAGAGAAGAUCUAAGGUUAACUUCAGCUGCCUCAUCAUCGUUCUCUUCUUUAGCUGCUGCUGCUGCUGCUUCUUCUUCUUUUAGGCUUCCCCCUACAAGCCACACGAAGCAUCUCUCGCGCACAACUCCUGCAGCAACAGCAACACCAGCAGCAGCAGCAGCAGCAGCAGCUGCUGCUGCUGCUGCUGCUUGUGAAGGGGGCGAAGUGCUGCAUAAGCUUCACUGCGAGCAGCAGCAGCAGCAGCAGCAGCAGCAGCAACAGCAGCAACAGCAGCAGCAACAGGGGACGCGCAAUGCAGGGGCGAAAACAAACUCCGCAGCACAUACUUUUCCUGCAGAUGCUGCUGCAGCGCGCCAACAACAGCAGCAGCAACAGCUGCAGCAGCAGCAGCAGCAGCAGGAUCCAGCAGCAGCAGCAGCAGCAGCAGCAGCGGCAGCAGAAGGCGAAAGCGAUUCUUUUAGCUCUUCCAGUGUACGUGCGAGGAGAAAGAGGUCAGCCGAGGGAGACAAAGGGUUAGGAGAUGCAUUAGCACAGCUGGCAGCACUGCAGCAGCAAGUUGCUGCUACUGCUUCUUCUUCAGCAGCAGCAGCAGCAGCAGCAGAAGCAGAAGCAGAAGGCGCCCCGCAUGAAGGGCCGCUUAAGACUCAUGGAUACGGCCUUAGAAAAGCAGCAGCAAAGAAGAUGCGUUCAAACUCUGCUCUAAGCAGCAGCAGCAGCAGCAGCAGCUGCAGCAGCAAAGGCCGCACACGACUGACACCAGUAAAAGGAAGCCCCCCGCAGCAACACAGCCGCAUGCGAGCAGCAGCAGGAGGUGCAGCAGGAGCAGCAGGAGCAGCAGGAGCUUCUUCUUGUUCCUCUUCUCCUGCUGCUGCAUCUGCAUCUGACGACAUAACAUCACCUCCUUCACCGCAGCAGCAACAGCAGCAACAACAGCAGCAACAACAUCAGCAGCAACAGCAUCAGCAGCAACAGCAGCAGCAGCAACAAGAGCAAGAGCUAGCUGCAUGUGCUGCAGCAGCAGGCCUGCAUCCCGACUUAGCUGAGCAGCUAUUAAAGCUAGCUAACGGCGGCGCAGAACGGCAUUCGCAGUUAUCGUCAACAAUGCGAGGAGUGUUCUUUAAUAAGUCUUUAAACCGCUGGGUUUGUACUUGGUCGAGAAACGGGAAGGAGUAUCAACGCUCGUGGUCUGCAGGGAAGUAUGGAUAUGAGACAGCGCGAGGCUUGGCUAUGCACUGUCGCUUAGAAAAAUUAUUAAGCGGUGAAGCACAUACACUGCAGAAGGGCAUGCUAGCUGUAUUCAAGCCG
Molecule: messenger RNA, 3306 nt
Organism: Eimeria acervulina
Lineage: Eukaryota; Apicomplexa; Conoidasida; Eucoccidiorida; Eimeriidae
Exons: 3
Biological process (GO): regulation of transcription by RNA polymerase II
Cellular component (GO): nucleus; SWI/SNF complex
Molecular function (GO): transcription coregulator activity; DNA-binding transcription factor activity
Source: RefSeq, a predicted model, not a curated record